Molecule: messenger RNA, 738 nt
Organism: Ostreococcus tauri
Lineage: Eukaryota; Viridiplantae; Chlorophyta; Mamiellophyceae; Mamiellales; Bathycoccaceae
Product: unnamed product
Exons: 1
Coding region: 1-738 (245 amino acids)
Source: RefSeq, a predicted model, not a curated record
AUGGGCGACGCGCGGGCGCGACGGGCGGUGGGAACGACUGGACGCGGACGGGUGGUUGGAGCGACCGAUCGCGGGGACGACGGCACGGCGACGGUGCGGGCGACGGCGACGACGGACGCGGACGCGGACGCGGACGCGUGGCGACUUGAGCGGGACGCGAAGCGCGGGACGUCGGCGCUGGAGCGGGCGAGCGACGCGGUGGCGCGCGCGCGGGCGCUGGCGCGGGCGACGGCGGACGCGAGCGGACGGAAUCGGUUUCUACAACGCGCGCGCGUCGUGGAAGACGCGGUGCGCGCGCGCGUGGUGGCGGCGGAACGCGCGUUCGAGGCGGUGGCGGGGACGUCGGCGCUGGAGCGGGCGCGCGGGAGGACGCGGGCGGCGGCGCGGGACGGCGGCGCGGAGCGCGGAGCGGGAUCGUUCUCGUUCGCUCGAGACGACGGUGGCGCUCGGGAGGUCGUGGACGACGAUGGGUCGAGUGAUGCGUCGGUUGAUGGGUUCGGCGUGGACGACUCGGACGACUCGGACGCGGAUCCAGACGUUCGCGACGUGGACGAAGCUCGACGAGAGAUCGCGCGUUUACUCCGAGCGAGUAAGUCGCGACGCAAAGCGGCUCGCGCGAGACACAUAGCGCAGAACAGAACGACCGCGCACUCGGCGCUCGACGGGAGGAAGAAACUCAUCGGCGACAGAAUCGCCGUCAUCGACGGCUUAUUAUCCGCCUUGGCGGAGACGACGUAA